Ornithodoros turicata is the source of this 2885-nucleotide messenger RNA. Its product is annotated as ATPase family gene 2 protein homolog B-like. The record is from RefSeq and is a predicted model, not a curated record. NCBI's taxonomy places the organism in Eukaryota, Metazoa, Arthropoda, Arachnida, Ixodida, Argasidae. The transcript has 8 exons. The coding region runs from base 102 to 2306 and encodes 734 amino acids. Gene Ontology annotation, molecular function: ATP hydrolysis activity; ATP binding.
UGCUGUGCUGUCAACCAUGUGCAGCCUGCAGCAGGCACGUGUGUUUGUUUGGUUUGUCGUGAAGCAUGCUGAAGAGUGAUGAAAUAUUGACGGUGUGACAAAUGGAGCUCAAGUGUGUUAGUGUAGACGAACUAAACAUAGGGUCUCAAAACUGCUUUUUGCCGGAGACUUUCCUUCUUGAGCUAAGCUGUUACCCUGGAUCACUCGUCGAAGUUUGUGCCGAACAGGCAACUUUUCUGUGCAUUGCAUUCCCUCAUCGAUAUACGUCUGCUAUUGCCUAUAUCGACAAGACGGUAUCGAUACCAAACAACGCCACAAACAUAAAAUCAUACAUUAAGCCACUGGAGAAGAGUAGCCCGGCAGGCAGUGCCUGCGUUACUAUCGUUUUAGAGUCUGUUCAUGACCUUGUGCGUUGGCAAAAAUCGCCAGAACGACUUAAGCAUUGGAUUUCUAGGAUUAUUCGCAAUUAUCACGUCUGCAACGAGUGCCUUAUCGACUGCAGGACUGCUAAUCGGCAAUUAGCGCGGUUGUGUCGCGUGGACACUGUCGUCGUUCACAAAAUAUCAUCCGAUUCAACCUCGUCAUCAUCCAACGUUUUUAAGAUUACAGGAGCUUGCAAGUUCACGUUAAAAGAUGUCACCUACAAAUCUGCAUUCGAUGACAAAACACAGUUCAAGAAUUGCUCACUGUCUAGGCAAGUCUGUGCGGACGCAUUGUGCCUGCCAACAAGAAUACUGAAGGACCUCUGUACAUUUCCUUACCUGUACCCGGAAACAUUACGGGCUAUCGGACUGCGACUUCACCGGGGUGUCCUCCUCACGGGACACCCAGGAACUGGGAAGACGACAGUUGUCUCCAACGUAGCUCGUGAAAGUGGAGCUCACUUGAUGACAAUUCGUGGUCCAGAAAUGUGCCGUUCCUUACCAGGAGAAAGCGAAGCGCAGCUGAGAAAAGUCUUUCAAGAAGCGUCUGCCAUCAGUGAAGUUGUCCCAUGCAUUCUGCUUAUAGAUGAUGUUGACGUCUUGUGCGCCAAGCGCGGAUCUGGAACUUCGAGGUCCGGGAGCCGUCUUGUGACGCAGCUUCUAACUCUCAUGGAUGGCAUCAGUGAUAGGAGAAGAGUGUUUGUCGUCGCAACAACGAGUAAUCCAAAUGCAAUUGAUGCGGCCAUGCGAAGACCAGGGAGAUUUGACAAAGAGAUAGCACUAGGAGCCCUGUCGCUCUCUGAGAGGGAAGCUAUUCUUCGAGACAUUGAAGGAGAGCUUGGCACUGAAACCACACACCUAAUUACUGACACCUCAGGAUUUGUCUUGGGUGACAUGAUGGCUAUGUUGCGGGAGACCCUGAUGUCUGCAGCUGAACAUUCACACAUGGUGCCAAGUAAAGAUGACAUCAAGAAGUCUAUUGCCAGCGUCAGAUCCCAACUGAGCCAGAGGCUCGAGUUUGCUGUUGAACUGAGUUCGAGCCCCUCCUGGAACACCUUGGGUGGCGUUGACGUAAUUAGGAAGAAACUGCAGAUGGCAGUAGAGGGACCUCUGCUCCAUCCUGAACAUUACUCCAGACUUGCCCUGACUCGACCCAGAGGAGUGCUCCUUGUGGGACCCCCAGGAUGUGGCAAGACAUCGCUUGCACUAUGCACUGCACAAUCGUGUCCGGGUUCAACACUUUUCUCCAUCUCUGCUGCCAAUAUCUAUUCCCCUUACGUCGGAGAUUCUGAAAAAGUUAUAGCUAGUGUGUUCAAUCAGGCAAGGCUACGACAACCGAGCAUAAUAUUUCUGGAUGACCUCGACACCCUGUGUGGCAAACGCUCGGGCGACAACUCUGCCUCAAAAGACAGGGUCUUGUCCACUUUGUUGUGUGAAAUUGAUGGCAUAAGUGGCGGAUUAACACAAGCACAUCAUGAAGACAAAGGAGAGCAUGCAAACGUAAUGGUCCUGGCGACGACGUGUCACCCUGAAGCUGUUGAUGAUGCCCUCAUCAGACCAGGCCGUCUCGACCUCGUCAUCUACGUUCCUCUGCCAGAUUUCAAUGGUCGCGUUGACAUAUUGAGGGCCGUAUUAUCCAGGAUGGCAAUACAAGACAUCAACGUUUCUUGCAUAGCAGGUGCUACCGAAGGGUUUACAGCAGCAGACCUUGCCAACUUGUGUCAAAUGGCAGGGCUAGAAGCACUUAUGGAUCGUGGGUUUGAUGUUCCUUACAUUGAGCAGCACCAUUUCAUGGCAGCUCUGGGGAAGAUAUCACCAUCUCUCACUCAGUGCCAAGUAGACAAGUGUAAAGAAGCUUGCGCAAAGUACUGCUUCGUUACCUGAUCCCAGACCAUACACAGUGGCUGUACGUUGUAUUUCUCCGAUUCGAAUUAUGCCACCGUCUGCGAAUAGGGCUGAAGAGCACAGUGUUGGAGUAUUCGUCCAAAGAUUCGUUGAUCACAAAGGUCACCAGCCUCGUCCCAACACAAGUCUUGUACCUGAUGCACUCUGAUUGGGUGUGAGCUGAGAGAGCUUGCAAAUGGGCGCACAGUUUCCUGUGAAGUUGGCCAGGAUACAUGAUUCUCCUGAGCAACAUGCCGCCAUGUGGGCAUGCAGACCCCUCAACAAUAAAACACCACCUGUGUGUACUAUGUGCUUGCAUUGACUUGGAUAUGCCAAUGUAUUGAUACUUCUUUUGAGGACAUUGUACCUACAUAGAAGUGUGAGUAAGUCUUGGUAAAAAUAUGGCUCAGGAAUUUCUGCAAGGCAUGUAAUGUACAUGAGAAUGGUAAGAAUUUAAUGGUGGCACUGCAAAAUAUGGGGGAACUAACAUUUCACCUCGUUGGAGUAUUCUUUGUUGGUGACAACCUUGUGCUGUUACACAAUGUUUACUGGUAUUAAACAAACUUUUAUAUUAUUGAA